This is a messenger RNA of Paecilomyces variotii, 580 nucleotides long. RefSeq lists its product as hypothetical. Bases 175 to 465 code for a protein of 96 amino acids. The transcript is spliced from 2 exons. NCBI's taxonomy places the organism in Eukaryota, Fungi, Ascomycota, Eurotiomycetes, Eurotiales, Thermoascaceae. The record is from RefSeq and is a predicted model, not a curated record.
UGUGCGUAUCAGGAAAUCUGCCCUUAGAUUAUGCCAAGGCGCACUGCUCGAACUCUUUCGACCCCUGGUAGUACAGUAUAUCGAAAAAGACACCGCUACGGGCAUUAUUGUAUAUAGUAAUAAUAUAGUCAGGUGAGAGAGCAAGAGUGCAGUGGAUCAGCCCUAUCUAAGCCGAUGGAUAAGAUCGUCGCGAUGACCAUUUUGCUGUCCCUGCGAUGCUCUCUACUCUGCUGCAAGGUUGUGACACUGUCGAAUCAUCAUCGAGGUCCCGAAAACGCUGACAGUCAUCUCUUACGUGUUGACUUUGCAGUCCAGUUGUCCAGAGGACAGCUAUCUAGGUACGCUUUGUACUGUACAUACAUCCAUUUAACAGCCUACUUCCCGAAACGGAAUGGAGGGCCACCAUUGACAAUCGAUGCGAUGCCUGAAUCCCUGGUCAGGCUCGAAAGUGGCUUUGUCCAAUGACAAUGCUGAAUAGUCAGCGGAAACGACGUCUUGUUCGUAUUCUGCAUGUGCUUGAGAGUCCCCAUUUCUCUUUAUUAUUAUUUUUUUUUGUUCUUGCGUUUUAUCGAGUAUUAUU